This is a messenger RNA of Ailuropoda melanoleuca (giant panda), 4600 nucleotides long. RefSeq names its product NALCN channel auxiliary factor 2 (gene NALF2). Gene Ontology annotation, biological process: calcium ion import across plasma membrane. Gene Ontology annotation, molecular function: stretch-activated, monoatomic cation-selective, calcium channel activity. The record is from RefSeq and is a predicted model, not a curated record. NCBI's taxonomy places the organism in Eukaryota, Metazoa, Chordata, Mammalia, Carnivora, Ursidae. Gene Ontology annotation, cellular component: plasma membrane.
CACUAAGUGAAGCCCCGUGUCGGCGUCCGGCGCCUGUGGCGCCGCCGGGAGCCAGGUGGCCCGCCCAAGCCGGAACUCCGGGAGCAGCAGGCGCAGAGCCGGAGCGGACCCGGCCCGGGACCGGCCCGGGCUAACGGCCAGAGCUCGAGCGAAGCCCGAAGGGCCGGGCAGCCGGCCGGCCGGCGGGCCUAGGAGGGCGCAAGCGAGUCAGGGAGCGGCACGGAGCAGGCAGCAGGCGGGCGGGCUGACGGGCGGGCGGGAGCGGCGCGGCGCGGCGCGGGGCGANCGAGAGCACCCCGCGACUCUGGCCUGAGCGGGGCCCCGGGCUGGCCGGCCUGCCUCACCAUGCAGCCCCCGAGGUAGAGCCUGGACGGCGCCGAGGAGCGCGGAGCAGCGCGCAGCCCGCUUGCCCGCGCGUGACGGCCGUCCGGCCUCGCGCCUGCCUGAUCCUCCAGCCCGGACCCCCCCUGAAAUAUGUUCAGGGGCGCUUGGAUGUGGCCCGGGAAAGACGCCGCCGCGCUGACUAUCUGCUGCUGCUGCUGCUGCUGGGCUCCCAGGCCGAGCGACAAACCUUGCGCUGACUCUGAGCGGGCGCAGCGAUGGCGACUGUCCCUGGCGUCCCUGCUCUUCUUCACCGUGCUGCUCGCUGACCAUCUGUGGCUGUGCGCGGGGGCCCGGCCCCGGGCCAGGGAGCUGAGCAGCGCCAUGCGGCCGCCCUGGGGAACCGGCCGGGAGCGGCAGCCGAUGCCUCCUCGCGCGGUGCUGCCCCUGCCGCCGCCGCCGCCCGGCGAGCCCAGCGUGCCCCCGGGCACCUGCGGCCCCCAAUACAGCAACCUGACCAAAGCCGCCCCCGCUGCCGGUCCCAGGCCGGACUGCGGUGGCGUCCCAGAGCCCACGGGGCUGGACGCAGCUUGCACCAAAUUGCAAUCUUUGCAAAGACUUUUUGAACCGACUACCCCAGCCCCCCCACUGCGGCCCCCUGACUCCCCUUCCCGUGCCCCGGCCGAGUUCCCCUCCGCCAAAAAAAACUUGCUCAAAGGCCACUUUCGGAACUUCACUCUCUCCUUUUGCGACACCUACACGGUCUGGGACUUGCUGCUGGGCAUGGACCGCCCCGACAGCCUGGACUGCAGCCUGGACACUCUGCUGGGGGACCUGCUGGCCGUGGUGGCCAGCCCGGGAUCCGGGGCCUGGGAGGUGUGUAGCAACUGUAUCGAGGCGUACCAGCGGCUCGACCGACAUGCUCAGGAAAAAUAUGACGAGUUCGACCUCGUGCUGCAUAAAUACUUACAGGCAGAGGAGUACUCAAUCCGGUCCUGCACGAAAGGCUGUAAGGCUGUCUACAAGGCCUGGCUGUGCUCCGAAUACUUCAGCGUGACCCAGCAGGAAUGCCAGCGCUGGGUGCCCUGCAAGCAGUACUGCCUGGAGGUGCAGACCCGGUGUCCCUUUAUACUCCCUGACAAUGAGGAAAUGGUGUACGGAGGGCUUCCUGGCUUUAUCUGUACAGGGUUGCUGGAUACUUCGCCAAAGCGGCCAGAAACCAAGUGCUGUGACGUGCAGUGGGUCUCCUGUGAGUCGGAGAAGAAGAAGUUCAAGGAGACUGAGGCCCCCAAAACCCACCACCAGCAAUUCCACCACUCCUAUUUCCACCACUACCACCAACAGUACCACCACUACCACCCCCGCCAUGACCCCCCAGGCCACAUCAGCCACAAGCCCUCCCUGCUGCCGGUCUCUGGGGGCUCCCGCCUCAGCCCCAGCAGGAUCCGGCUCUAUGUCCUUGUUCUCAUGCUCCUCCAUACCGUGGUGUCCUUCUCCAGCAGCCAGGGUGGUGGAGGACUGGGGCUGGAGGCACUGCCUGCCCUAGAUGAGGGCCUGACUCGGGAAGAGUGACAGCAGGGAGGGAGGACAGACCUCCACCACACACUGACAUCAGCUCCAGCCCCCCAGCUGGAGGGGGAGGGGCUCCUCCCAUGGGAGGUAUAGGACCAGGUGGGGGCGGGGGGAAAUGGGGGGCCACACAUCACCCCCAACCUACCCCCACCCCAAAAGCAGCUCCAACAGAAUGGCCAGAGGGCCUCAGGGAGCUGCAAAACUCAUCCGGGAGAAAAAGGCAGGAGCAGCAGGUGCCCCCCCAGGUCCCCAUCUAUGGGGCUUAGCAAAAAAAAGGGGGGGGAGUGGGGGCUGGAAGUACCCACUCCUGCUGAGAGCCCUGACCCUAGGGAAGGAGGCUGCUCACCCAGCCUUGGCUCUGCAGGGAAUGUUGGGGGGCACAGAGGGGAGAAGAUAUUUCCCCCCUCCACAUUCCUUUUGUUGCCACGAUCCUUAAUUCCCUCCUGCCCAUACCCCUACAGGCAAUGGCAGACGGUGCCGUGGCCCUCCUCCCACUCCAGUGCACCUUGCCCCAUGUGGGGCCGCCACAGGCAAGUGCCAGGCUUGGAGAUGAGGUGUACACAGUCGUGGCUAGGUCGGGGCCCCAGUUAAGCUGUGUCCCACCACCCUAGGCAAUGAGGGGUAGUAAUGGGGUACAGAGUGAGUGGUGAGAGCGAGUGGAGUUAGAGAAGAGGGAGAAGAGAGGAGAGGAGAGGAGAGGAGGGAAGGGGAGAGGAGAAGAGAGCAGAGGAGAGCAGAGGAGAGGAGAAGAGAGGAGGGGAAAAGAGAUGAGAACAAAGAAGAGGAGAGCAGAGGAGAGGAGAGAAGGAGAGAGAAGAAGAGGGGAAGGGGAGGGGAGGGGAGAAAUGUGGGCCGAGAGCUUAGAGAGAUGACAGAAUCAUCUAUAGUCACCUGGCUUGGGAAGGAUGGAUGAUCAGUGUUGAGGCAAGCUCGAGGACAGCUCCCCAAAUCAGAAAGGGUCAUAACAAGUCCUGUGGGGGAAAGAGCACAGGAACUCGGUUGUUGGGCCUCGAAACAGAAGGCUGAUAGCACAUGGUCAGACUGCCACUGUCUGAAGGGCCAUUAUCUUACAGAAGGUGCACAUACUCCCAAGGGCCACUCUUGCCCUGGAGAUCUUGGCCUUGAGGCCAAAGAUGUUUCCAUUUCUGAUCUCCAUGGGGAGGAGGGACUUAAGCCCAGUGGGUCAGGCCUGGCCUGGGUCCCCAUACACCCUCAUUCUGUCCUAGCCCAGGCCUCCAUGAAGGAGAACCUGGUGGCAUUGUCCCAGGGCUUUCCAGAGAUGAGCCUCCCCCGUCCCCACACUGUCCCCAUCCCCAGCCUACCAAAGAGUAUUCGCCCCUUCCCAUCCCAGACCCUGUGGGUUACUGUCUCAACUGUGGAACAACCAGACUCUUCCUCACCCUGUAGCGGGUCCCCUGAUCCAGCCACCCCUGCCUCUUCCUGGAGAAGGUCCAGAGACAAGUGGGUCCCCUGAUCCAGCCACCCCUGCCCCUUCCUGGAGAAGGUCCAGAGACAGGCUACAGGACCCACUGAAUAAAGAAAAUGGGCUGUUGUCUCUUGGCUGAGACACUGGAACUGCUUAGUCAAGGCCUCUGGAGCCUCUUGGGGGCUCUUAGCCUUGUGCUGAUCUCCUGGGAGUGGGAGGCCACAUUGCCUGGGACAUCUAAAAGCCAAUAGGAGCAGACAAGAAAGGAAGCCAGAACUGUGUUCCUGGGACAGGUCAAGGGGCUUUCGGUGCCCAGAAGGGCCUGUGUCCUAGGCUGCGAUGCCAGUGAGUAAGGGAGGGGUGGGCCUGGAGCUGCACUCCCGCGAAACCAAGAAGGGGAUGGGGAGGGGACAGCCAGAAGUGGCUGGCAGGGGAGAGAUGGGAGACCUCCCCAGGAGAGAAGGAAUUGUUCAAGGACCUCCGCUGGGUCCCAAAUAGGCUCCAUGAAACUGGGGAGUCCUUCCCUGCCAGUCUUCUCAUUUGUCACAGCCUUUGUCCCUCCCCCAACCCCUGUGCCCAGCCCACAUACUUCCCCGUUUGGCCCACAGCACUUCGGGCCUAACCACAUGCCCCAUCCCUAGAGUGCUCUUUUCAGCUGGGGAGGGGAAGAGGUGCUGGCUCCUUUCCAGAGAUGCUUCUUGUAGAUGUGAAAGACCCUAGGUCCUGCCUUCGAACUCCUGCAUCCUCAGGAGGGGAAAAGGGACUGGGAAGCAAAGGGGGACCUUCGGGCCCCAAAGAAUGGACCCUUGGAGACUCCCAUCCUCUUUUCCCCCUCACCAAGUGCCCAGGAGACCCCCAGCUCAGACCAGCCCAGGGCCUUGCCCAGUGGCAGGGGAAAGGGGCACCUCACUCCACCUCGAAAUCAUUCAACUGUCCCUGUCCACCUCACCACCCAGAUCUUCCACCACCCCUCCAGCUGCCCCGUGCUCUGCGUCACAGGCAGCAGAGUUGGGCAGCUUUCUUACGCCAUUUUCUACACUGUGCUUCAUGAGUAGAACUUUCUUGCACUAGUUCCUAUGACUGAGUCUCCAAGCUGGAUUCCUAGUAAUGCCCCCUCCCUUCCGCCGUCACCUGGCUAUGAUUCAGUUGUUUCCCCUUCCCCUGCCUCUGUGUUUCGGUGAGAGUCUCUGUACGUGUACUGCUUUCUGUUUUGUUGCAUUGUGGGGCAGAGGCCUCUCUGCUCUUGUUCAACCCCAUAAAGAAAUAAAUGGUAAGACUUGA